Messenger RNA from Cinara cedri, 2113 nucleotides. NCBI's taxonomy places the organism in Eukaryota, Metazoa, Arthropoda, Insecta, Hemiptera, Aphididae. The record is from the annotation of a GenBank genome assembly.
CUCACCAUGAUCAUCAUGCAACCCAAGGUGGAUAUCAAUAACCACAGAUUAUAAUAUGAAACCAUUGAACUAAAAGAUAACUUAUCUUACCAACUCACCUAGUUAAUAUGUUUGCUAAUAGUCAACAGCAGCAGCUCUAUCCAUAGUCUAUGAUAUCUAAGCUGUGUUAUAACCGUGAGUUUAUAUAUAUUAUCUCUAAUAAUAUUUAUGAAAAUUUGUGAUCAAAGAUCAUUGAUAAAAAUGCGGAAUCGCAAAUAACAAUGUUGAGUAUUUACAAAUAAAUUUAGUUUUAACGUUUAAUGGUUUCUUAUGUAGUGUACACGAUUUAAGGUACAUUAGUAUAUCUUUAAUCGUGAUUUUUUAUUAAAUUAAUAAAAAUGGACUGUGAUGUAAGUAAAACUGUAAAAUGUUGUAUUCAAUUAAAACAUAUUAGUACAUUAGAAAUUUAAAUAAAUAACUCAGGUAUUGAAAUUAUUUUGCCUUUUUACACAUUAUAAAUAUUCCAUUAUAAAAACAUUUUUAAAUCUUAAAAUAAUUUUUGACAUAUUAUAGUAAAUGUUAUAAGAAACAACAUUACUUACCUACGUUGAAAAUAAUUGAUGCAUAAUAUGUAUUAAUGUUUAAAAAAGUAUCGGUAUAAUUUUUUACCGAUGAUAUGGCAAAACCUCUCCACAGUUCUCUAUCUUGAAUAUAUUUUUUCUUUUUUUAGUUGGAUUCCAGUUGAUCACCACCUUUAUUUUUUCUGUAUUUUGUCUAAACCGUGUACAAUUUUUGGUGCUGCUUGGACAUGUGGUUUAUAUAUUAUGUAAUUGUUAUAAUAUUUGUGUAUUAGCAAAAAAAAAAAAAAUAAAUAAUUGGAACAAAUUUAAAAAAUAUUAGUAUUGCUUGUAUAAUAUUUGUAUUAUUAAGAAUACUAAGGAAAACUAAGAAAUUAAAUUUUAAUAAGUUUAUAUUUUAUUAUAUCUACAAUUAACUUAAUUUUAAAUUGUAAUAAUAAAUUUGAUUAAACUUAUUAUAUUUUUAUCUGAAUAAUUUUAUAUUCUGAGCAGAGCGAGGAAUGUAUUGGUUUUACAAUGAUGUUUGUUUAUACAUAUAUUUUUUUUUUCUGUGAACAACUUUUCUACCAUAAAUGUUGCUCAGAUUUUCAAGUGUAGCACCUUAUCUGAAAGGAAAUUUGACUAGGGUGAUACUUUAGGAGUCAUUUUCUCAAGUUUCCAUAGUAAAAAUCAUAAAUACUUUGGCCUUUCAAAACAUGUAUAUCCAAACUUCUCACCUAAAACAAUGACCCACCCAUCGUGCAAAGUACUUAUGUUUGUUUGUUUUUAAUUUAUUUGUCUUUAUAAAAUAUAGAUGGAAACAAUAAAAGAUUCUUCAUUACAUGAAGCAAUAAAUUUGUUGGAACCCAUACAAAAUAUAUCGUCGUAUCAUUGGAAACUCUUAAAACUUAAAGGACGAUUGGACACAAUAACAGAGCGCAUGACAAAAAGAAAAAGUGGAACAUUAGAACCAUACACUACCUAUAUGGAUGAAGAUUCUACUGAUAAAAUUGAUAAAUUUUUGUUGAUGAGUGGGGUAAAACAAAUGGAAUCAGAUGAUGAUCUGUGAUGAUUAAAUAAAAUAAUAUAAAGAAAAAUAUAUAAGAUCUUUUAUUUUAUAGUUUUUAAAUAGUGCAAUAUAUGUAUAUAUCAUACAAAUGUACAAGUUUUUCAAUAUCAUUAAUUAUUUAAAGCAGGCUUAAUCACUACUCGUCAAUUUCUAUCACUUUUUCUUGGCAUAUUUUAUCAACUAUUUUAUUAAAUUCUUCAAAUUGAUCAGCAAAAACAUGAUGUCCAGCAUUAGGAAUUGUCUAUGCACAAAAAUUAAUAUUCAGUUUUGAUUUAUGAAAAUUACAUUUAUAAUACUUCAAUAUUUACUUCAAUAUGUACAAAAGAAUUUGCCCUUUCUUUUUUAACAAUUUCACCAACACUUUUAUCCAUCCAAGUAUUUUUUCCAUAAAUGAAUGUAAUAGGCACUCUUUUAUCUAAAUACUCUAAACGUUUAAUCAUUGGAUUUUUGGCCCAACCAAAUCCAGUAACUAGUGAAAUAAAAGCACUUUCACCUCUAAAAUAAAUUU